Salvia hispanica is the source of this 1001-nucleotide messenger RNA. RefSeq names its product ribulose-phosphate 3-epimerase, cytoplasmic isoform. Gene Ontology annotation, biological process: carbohydrate metabolic process; pentose-phosphate shunt. Lineage: Eukaryota; Viridiplantae; Streptophyta; Magnoliopsida; Lamiales; Lamiaceae. Gene Ontology annotation, molecular function: D-ribulose-phosphate 3-epimerase activity. The record is from RefSeq and is a predicted model, not a curated record.
UAAUUCCUCUCUAAAUCUCUUUCUAGUUUGGUAGCUGCGGCGAAGUUGGUAGAAGUUGAAGAAAAUCAACGAAAUGGUGCAGCCAAAAAUCGCGCCGUCUAUGCUAUCAUCGGACUUCGCAAAUCUAGCAUCGGAGGCGGAACGGAUGAUCCGAUGCGGCGCGGAUUGGCUGCAUAUGGAUAUUAUGGAUGGUCAUUUCGUGCCGAACCUCACAAUUGGGGCUCCAGUGAUAGAGAGCCUGAGAAAGCACACACAAGCGUAUUUAGAUUGCCACCUGAUGGUAACAAAUCCUAUAGAUUAUGUUGAGCCGUUUGGAAAAGCAGGUGCUUCUGGUUUUACGUUUCAUGUAGAAGUCUCUAAAGAUAACUGGCAAGAACUUGUGCAAAAGAUCAAGUCAAAGGGUAUGAAGCCUGGAGUUUCCUUGAAGCCUGGAACCCCGGUUGAAGAGGUCUUCCCACUGCUUGAGGGUGAAAAUCCCGUGGAGAUGGUUCUCAUUAUGACAGUAGAACCUGGAUUUGGUGGGCAAAAGUUUAUGCCAGAAAUGAUGGAUAAGGUUCGUGUUCUGCGAAAGAAGUAUCCAUCACUCGACAUAGAGGUCGAUGGCGGGUUAGGACCUUCGACAAUCGAUCUGGCUGCUUCAGCAGGAGCAAACUGCAUUGUUGCGGGGAGCUCAGUAUUUGGAGCUCCAGAUCCUGCUCAUGUUAUAUCACUACUGUACAAGAGUGUAGAGAAUGCCCAGAAAAGUAGUUAGCUACUCCGGGGGACGAGGAUGGCGACCUAUAAUCUAUUGCUUUGAACUGUAUUAUUACGGUCUAUUUUGGGAUUAUAGUUAUUUGAUAAUUAAAAUACAUCUAUGUCAAGUUUAUUACCAUGUUCACAUAUUUAGAUCAGUGUUUUUGAAGACAUUGCUUGUAUUGUGAUUCAGGUGUCUGUAUGUUUUGGACCUUACUCUUGAUGCUGUGUGCGCCACAUGCUUACAAAUGAAAUUUCUACUCUCCUCA